Molecule: messenger RNA, 1966 nt
Organism: Cornus florida
Lineage: Eukaryota; Viridiplantae; Streptophyta; Magnoliopsida; Cornales; Cornaceae
Product: long chain acyl-CoA synthetase 7, peroxisomal-like
Exons: 19
Coding region: 138-1730 (530 amino acids)
Biological process (GO): fatty acid metabolic process
Cellular component (GO): endoplasmic reticulum; membrane
Molecular function (GO): long-chain fatty acid-CoA ligase activity
Source: RefSeq, a predicted model, not a curated record
GUACAAAUGGAUGACGUAUGGAGAGGCAGGCACUGCACGAUCAGCAAUAGGUUCUGGCCUCCGGUAUCAUGGAUUACCAAAAGGAGCUUGUGUUGGACUUUAUUUUAUAAAUACUCCAGAGUGGUUGAUUGUGGAUCAUGCCUGCUCAGCAUAUUCGUCCAGAUGCUGUGAAGUAUAUUGUGAAUCAUGCCGAUAUUCAAGCUAUUUUCUGUGUGCCACAAACACUUAACUCAUUGUUGAGCUUUUUAUCUCAGAUGUCAUCUGUACGUUUAAUAGUGGUUGCGGGAGGGAUAGAUGAACACUUGCCUUCACUUCCAUCGACCUCCGGAGUUAAGCUGGUAUCUUAUUUGAGACUACUUAGUCAGGGCCGGAGUAGUUUUCAACCUUUUGACCCUCCCAAACCUGAAGAUGUUGCAACUAUAUGCUACACAAGUGGUACUACUGGGACACCGAAGGGAGUUGUAUUGACACACGCAAACUUGAUCGCUAGUGUUGCUGGCAAUACUGUUGCAAUCAGAUUCUAUUCGUCAGAUAUUUACAUGUCCUAUCUUCCUCUGGCGCACAUCUAUGAAAGAGCUAACCAAAUCAUGUCAGUAUAUUACGGCGUUGCUGUUGGUUUUUACCAGGGGGACAAUAUGAAAUUGAUGGAUGAUGUGGCUGCUCUAAGACCAACCAUAUUUUGCAGUGUUCCUCGUUUGUACAACAGAAUCUAUGCUGGGAUCAUAAAUGCUGUGAAAACUUCUGGGUCUCUAAAGGAGAGGCUGUUUAACGCUGCCUACAAUUCGAAGAAGCAAGCCAUAAUGAGUGGUAGGAAGCCUUCACCAAUGUGGGACAGAUUGGUGUUCAAUAAAAUAAGGGAAAAACUUGGAGGACGAGUCCGCUUCAUGGGCUCAGGUGCUUCACCUUUGUCCCCUGAUGUGAUGGAAUUCUUAAGAGUUUGCUUUGGCUGUCAAGUUAUUGAAGGUUACGGUAUGACUGAGACCUCUUGUGUCAUAUGCAUUAUGGAUGAAGGUGACAACUUGUCUGGUCAUGUUGGUUCUCCUAGUCCCGCAUGUGAAGUAAAGCUUGUGGAUGUUCCUGAAAUGAAUUACACCUCUGAGGAUCAGCCUUAUCCUCGUGGAGAAAUCUGUGUCAGGGGUCCGAUUGUUUUUAAAGGCUACUACAAAGAUGAAGUCCAAACGAGAGAGGUAAUUGAUGAUGAUGGUUGGCUGCAUACAGGAGACAUUGGAUUGUGGUUUUCUGGGGGCCGCCUUAAGAUUAUUGAUAGGAAAAAGAAUAUAUUUAAAUUGGCACAAGGGGAGUAUAUUGCACCGGAGAAGGUGGAGAAUGUAUAUGCCAAGUGCAAAUUUGUAUCGCAAUGUUAUAUAUAUGGUGAUAGCUUGAACUCCUCUUUAGUAGCCGUAGUCUCAGUGGAUCCCGAUGUGUUGAAGGAUUGGGCGGCAUCACAAGGCAUAAAGUAUGAGGAUUUAGGACAAUUAUGUACUGAUCCAAGAGCAAGAGCUGCUGUCCUCGCUGACAUGGAUGCAGUGGGUAGAGAAGCUCAGUUGAGAGGUUUUGAAUUUGCAAAAGUCGUGACUUUGGUACUUGAACCAUUCACUGUGGAGAACGGCCUUCUUACUCCAACAUUCAAGAUCAAGAGACCUCAAGCAAAGGCGUACUUUGCCAAAGCAAUAUCAGAUAUGUACGCAGAGCUUUCAACAUCUGAUCCAACUCCGGAGAAAAUGAUAUGAACGGAAAUUCUUAUCACAACAGCAUAAGGAAAAAGUAUUAGUUAGUUCACGCAUUUUUUGUUUUACAUUUUUGCCUAUCAUUUAAUAAAAUUGCAGUAAGCUAAUUGUUGUAAAAUCGUAAAUCCCCUGGGCAAGCUUUUUUAUUGAAGAGGCUGUCUGCUCUUGUUGUAACAUGUUCAAAUAAAUUUUGAUGUCUUUUUCUCAUCCAAAGCUUAUUGGAUUACAUAUUCCAUGUA